CCCUCUUCUACUUCAUCCUCUCUCCCUCAAUCAAUCCCCAGCUUCAUCCACCCCCUACCAUCCACCAUGUCCCUCCCCUCCAACGUCCACGUCUCCUCCCACCCCCUCCUCCACGCCAAGCUCUCGCAGCUGCGAUCCGCCUCCACCUCGACCCGCGAGACGCGCGAUCUGGUGCACGAGAUCGCGACCAUCCUGGGUGUCGAGGCGUUUGCAGCAGGCUGGAAGGUGAAGACAUCAGGCACAGACCACACGCCGCUCGGAAUCGACUACGAGACCAAAGACAUCGACCCGUCCGACAUCGCUAUAGUCCCGAUCCUGCGGUCCGGACUGGGUAUGGUCGAGGCUCUAAACAACCUCCUCCCCACCUCCGUCCCAAUCUACCACCUCGGGCUCUUCCGCGAACGCCUCACCCUGCAACCAGUCGAAUACUACAACAACCUCCCCUUCCACCGCCCCACCGCCACCAGCAGCAGAAACACGGCGGCCGCAUCCACCGCCAUCCUCCUGGACCCGAUCAUCGCGACGGGCGCCACCGCCGAAGCCGCCAUCCAGCUGCUCCGCGAAUGGGGCGUGCAGCGGGUCGUCAUGCUCAGCGUGCUGGGGUCGGAGGCCGGCAUGCAGCGUGCGGCGGGGACCUGGCCCGAGGGCGUGGAGGUGUGGACCGGCGCCGUGGAUCGCGAGUGUAAUGAGCGCGGCAUGAUCGUGCCCGGGUUGGGCGAUAUUGGGGAUCGCUUGUUUGUUGCUAUUGGGAAGUAGCGUGUCUUAUCGCUGGAGGGGAUAGUUGCGAUGGGUAUAUGAAUAUAUGAAUACAUGGAUGAGUAAAGCGGGCGAAUAGAAAUGAUAUUACUGUCUGUCUGUCUGUCUGUCCGGAUGGAUGGAUGGACAUGCACUGGACUGGACUGAGCAGGCAAUGAGAAAGUAUAAAGGUACCUUGGAAAGCUGAAACGGUAGGUACACACACAGUACAGAGUACAGAGUAACACACACAGCGCAUACAAAGCAGAAAGAAAGCAA
Messenger RNA from Aspergillus heteromorphus CBS 117.55, 1014 nucleotides. Its product is annotated as uracil phosphoribosyltransferase. The record is from RefSeq and is a predicted model, not a curated record. The coding region runs from base 67 to 756 and encodes 229 amino acids. NCBI's taxonomy places the organism in Eukaryota, Fungi, Ascomycota, Eurotiomycetes, Eurotiales, Aspergillaceae. The transcript has 3 exons.